Molecule: messenger RNA, 652 nt
Organism: Xenia sp. Carnegie-2017
Lineage: Eukaryota; Metazoa; Cnidaria; Anthozoa; Malacalcyonacea; Xeniidae
Product: cytochrome b-245 heavy chain-like
Exons: 4
Coding region: 78-395 (105 amino acids)
Source: RefSeq, a predicted model, not a curated record
GUUUGGCAUGGGCAAGAGCAUCAGCUGCAGUUAUUGAUUUCAAUUGCUUCUUAAUUCUUCUUCCUGUCUGUCGAAGCAUGUCAUUUCUUCGAGGUGUAGAUUGUUGUGGAAUGGGUCACAAUUUACAACGAUUGCUCGAUAAAAAUAUCACAUUUCAUCGAGUCAUUGCCUACGUGAUUUGUUUCUUCACCACCAUUCACAUCGGAGCACAUCUUUUAAACUUUGAGAAUCUUAUUGAUGCUUAUGGUCGUGACUCUAAGGAUCUACGCUUUCAUUUGAGCGAUCUGGGGGAUUCUGGGAAUGAUACUUACAUCAACCCUAUAAGAAAAAAAGAUACAGACCCUCCAACUGAAGUCUUUAAGACUGGUAACUAUAUUUUUUACUUACGAAACUGAGAACCUUAGAUAACAUGAAAACAUGACAAGAUUUGCGCUGUGUAAUUUAAUAUUUUUAAUCGGGAUUUGUUGGAAGAAUUCACGUUCCUUUGCACUUGUUUUAAAUGCGACGUUGAAUUUUAACCAAAGACAAGAUAGAAACUUGUUUGUAAAUUUUCAUGGUUCAAUACUCGUUAUUUGUGCUUAUUGUAUCAUCUAAAGCUUUCUAUAAAUUGUGAAAGACAUAAUUAACAUUGAUUUGUCGUUGCUUCUUUAAA